Molecule: messenger RNA, 2484 nt
Organism: Aspergillus sclerotioniger CBS 115572
Lineage: Eukaryota; Fungi; Ascomycota; Eurotiomycetes; Eurotiales; Aspergillaceae
Exons: 3
Coding region: 1-2484 (827 amino acids)
Source: RefSeq, a predicted model, not a curated record
AUGUUACCCGAAUUCUUGCAGAGUAGUUACAAAUGCUACAAAGCAGACACCAACACAUUUGAAACUUGGCUGCUGGAGACCGCCAAUCAAUGUGGCUAUCAACCCACUCUCUCUGCUACCAUUCCUCCCGCUAAAAAGGGUAAACGCAAGGAUAAAAAUGAUGGCGCUGAUGCAGCUCCACUUCAAUAUAGUGCGACCACCAAAGAUCUGCAGAAGCUGGCCGAGGUGGUGUCCAAUUCUGCCCUCGCCGUACCCAAGUCAGUUCUGACCAUGGCGAAACGCGCCAUCAAAUUGAGAAAAUCCGGCGACUCGGCAAACAACAAGCGCCAUGCUCAUUUCAUCACUGCGCUGGAGCAAAUCUGCGAGACCCUGGAAUGGAAGACCAAUCAACCAGCCGCUAAGACACCAUCGACUUUGGAGACUCAAAAUGAUGACACCGAGGCCGAGAAGUUUGUAAACCGAUUUGCCGUUCUCACGGUGGAGGAGCCCCAGGAUACUGCGCAAACUCAACCGACGCUCGUAGAAUCGAAGAAGAUCGUCAAGGUGACGGUUGAUGAAGGGGACGAGAAUGAGGUAUCAGACCCAUACCUGGGUCACUUGUUCUUCAAGACCCUCUGCUUACUUCAAUAUUUGAACAACAUGCGACGGUUUAUUUCCGUCACCUGGGCAGACUACCGCGAUAAGAAGAUCGACCUCAUGAACGCCUCCGUCGUAACUGACAGUGCUUUGCAACUUGCCCAAGAUCUUGUAAAGGAGGUGGAGGCGGACUGGCGCACUACCUUUCCGGGAAAGAGAGAAGAGGUUCAGAGGAUGAUUGGCCUGCCAUACAAUAAGCAUAUGGCCGACAUAGCAGACUAUUGUUAUGUCCCGAUAAUGGCUCUCCUCGACUCCUUUGCAGAUGUUCUCCAGGACAACGAGCAACCAGUCUUCAAAAAGGGUUACUUCGGCACUUAUGAUCCUAAAGCGGACAGAGAACGGAUGUCUGUGGGUCAGAAGUUCAACGAAGACAAAAUCAUCUUUCUUUCGAUUUUGCCCGAGUUUUGCAUGAUCGACACGUUCGGUGUCCAGAUGCCUACUCAGGACGCCAUCACUCGAGGCCUUCUCGAGUAUGUCAAGACCAAAAAGGUCACCUUGUGGCUUACCUUUGCCUCCCAGAUCUUCCUCGACGUUCAUCAUGUCAUGCGACGCAGUACCCAGGGUGCAUUUGGAGACCUCCGGAUGUCUGGACUUCGUAUUCAGAAGAUUAUCAACGACUGCCAGGAACUGUCGAAAACAUACCCUCAGCCAAAAUUCUGGCCCAAAGAGGGUGACGAGGAGAUCCAGCAUAUCAAUUUCACCGUGGAGUCAUGGAUCAUAAAGGAUUUGUUUCAAGAGCUUCGCAUCCACUCUGGAAUGAACAGAACUGGCUCCCCUCCUGACAAGUAUGCACUUCUCUCGCAGCACUCUAUCCUCUGCGGCUUAAUGCUGUUCAUUCUCAACAUUCGAAUGCAAUCUGUCGGCCAGAAGCUCGUCACUCAAUGGUACGACGUCCAACAGCUGGCCUUCUUGCACAACCUCGUCAUCAACUGUCCCACCCACAAAGACCUGAGAUGGCCCGACAUGGAUGCUUUCAUUAAAAUCCACGGCGAGUCUCACAUCUUCAUUGGCUCCCGACCAAAGAACCCCAAGGAAUCACUGAACCGGCUCGAGUUAGCCACCGGCAUCUCAUCCGCUGCCAAUUUUGCCCGCGAUUCCCGGAGCAAACGAUUCCACAAACCCGACGGCAAGAAUCCCCGUCUACUCACGCCCACCACUGCCGUCGCCAACUUAUUCUUCGCCCAAUAUGUCAACGGUGCCAAAGAUGGCGGAAUUGGUGACAUCGACAGCAUCCUAGACGAGCUUUCACAGAAAUCCAAGCUUGAAACAUCCACCACGGAGGUCCAAAAAGCCAAUCCGGAACUCACCAUUACCCGGAAAUGGACCAAAACCCACAACAUCGACACCCUACAGCUUCUCGCCUUCCUCAAGACCAAGCUCUUCGAAGAAGAGCCCAUCAUCCUAUACAACUACUUCGGCAUGCACAAACGCUCCAUCGAAUUACUCCGCCUAAUCCGCGACAAAGAACACCACAAAUUCGUCCAAUACUUCACAUCCGCCUACAUGCCCGAUGAUUCGUUCAUAUCCAACAUCGUCCUUCUCAUGCAUCACGUCGCGCAAGGCUCCGCCCAAAAUGCUGUUGAUAUGGGACAUGCAUCCCGCGGAGCCGAGGUCGUCAGUCGGAUUGUCAUGAGCGCUGGCGACGUGAUGCGUGAAUACUUGAAGAAGAAUGGCGAUGUCGCAUGUAAAGAGCUGCGCGUGUUCUGUAAGAACAAGAAACCUAUCCAGGAUGAUGUGGCGUAUGAUCAGGAUCAAUCGGAUAAGCUGGUGUAUUCUUGGCUUAAUCUGGAGGAUGUUCUCGGUCUGAAGGGUGUGGUGUCACUUAUGACGGGGAUUCCGAUUGCUUAG